Chrysemys picta bellii (western painted turtle) is the source of this 1045-nucleotide messenger RNA. Lineage: Eukaryota; Metazoa; Chordata; Testudines; Emydidae. The record is from RefSeq and is a predicted model, not a curated record.
CCUGACUCUGUGACUCUCUCCCCAGUGGACGUGACUCUGGAUACAGACACGGCAAAUCCCGAACUCAUCCUGUCUGAGGAUUGGAAAUGUGUGAGAUACGGAGACACACGCCAGGAUCUGCCCAACAACCCUGAGAGAUUUGAUCGUUGUGUCUGUGUCCUGGGCACUGAGGGGUUCACGGGCGGGAGGUGUUAUUGGGAGGUGGAGGUGGGAGACAAGACUGUCUGGGACCUGGGGGUUUGUAGGGAAUCUGUGAGCAGGAAGGGGAUAGUCACACUUAUACCUGGGAAUGGAUACUGGGCCAUGGUGCUGAGGGAUGGGGAAUACAAGGCCUGCACCUGCCCCUGGACCUCCCUCCCCGUGACCAUCUGGCCCAGUCGGGUGGGGAUAUUCCUGGACUAUGAGGCAGGCGAGGUCUCAUUUUACAAUGUGACUGACAGGUCCCAUCUCUUCACUUUCACUGGCACCUUCUCCGGGACGCUCCGCCCCUAUUUCAGUCCUGGUCCCAACACUGGGGGUGAAAAUGUGGCUCCCCUGAUAAUCUGCCCGGUCCCAGCUCAGGCCGGAGGGAAUCUCGGUCCCUGCAUAGACUGACACCUCCCAGCACUGCUGCUCUUCCCGCCCCCCCCUGUGGUGGAGGCCGGUUACUGCAGGUAACUGGAUUUUUUGUGCUGACCAGAUGCUGCCAGCUUCCCUUUUCAGCUGGAGUAGAAAACCGGACACCUGGCAACCCCAGUCCAGGCUGGGUGAAUGGGACCCACUUGCUGGAAGGAGCCAGACAGCUUUUCCCCCCUCCCCCUGUGUUUGCUCCACCCCUGGCACAGGGCAAUGCUGGUAAGAAAUACUGCCAGACAGCUAGUGGUUUUUGUUGCCCUCACCUUUCCUCGUCCCCUGCCCAGGGGUAGCAGAUCAGGGCAGGCUCUAGGUUUUUUGCCGCCCCAAGCAAAAAAAUGUUUGGCUGCCCCCAACCCCAGCCCUAGGCUACUCCCCGCACCCUCCUGCCGCCCCAGCCCUGGGCUCCCCCCUUGUCCCCCAACAGUGCCUC